UUUCUGUGUCUCAACUGCCUUACCGUUAUGAGGAUAUCCCGUCGUACGUUUGUGAUCUCUGGUGGCUCCUCCGGCCUCGGAUUAGCUACAGCCCAGAAUCUGUUGGAAGCUGGCGCUUACAUAUCCGUAUUGGAUUUGAACCCUCCACCGGAGCAGCUUCAUAUACAAUCCGGCAGCUCAUGCCAAGAGUACAACGCGCGUGUCAAGUACUUCGAGACGGAUAUCACAUCACUCUCGGAUAUUGAACGUGCUGUCGCCGGUACAGUCCAGUGGUUCAAAGAUUCCGGCGCACCAUUAGGUGGUGUGAUCAACUGUGCUGGGGUUGGCCUUCCCUCGAAGAUACUGGACUACAAGAAAGAACCACAUCCUCUCGAUAGAUGGGAGUUCGUCAUGGCCGUCAACCUCACGGGCUCUUUCAACCUGACACGAUUGUGUCUUCCCCACCUUGCAAGCGUGGAGCCUGAACUUCCGACGGAAGAAACGAGGGACACGUCUAGUGCCGACGGUGAACGCGGAGUCGUCGUGUUUGCUAGUAGCGCUGCUGCGUACGAGGGACAGCCCGGACAAACGUCUUAUUCCGCGAGCAAAGGCGCCUUAGUAUCCAUGACGCUGCCCAUGGCAAGAGAUCUGGCAGACUACGGCAUACGGGUUGUGGCAAUAGCGCCUAGCAUGUUCGAAAGCCCGAUGACGGAUAAGAUGAAGCCUAAGGUCCGGGAAAGUCUACGCAAGGAGCUUGUCUUUCCGAAGAGGUUCGGCCGACCACAAGAUUUCGCGCAGACAGUGAGAUGGAUCAUCGAGUGUGCGUACAUCAACGGAGAGACGAUACGGCUGAAUGGUGGGACAAGGAUGCCGUACAAACUAUAGUAGAUAAUAUCUGGCUGCAUAUGUACUAGGUGCCUCCAACGAUCGCCCCAUGCACGCCCCAUGCAUGGAACUAACCGGCGACACUCACAUACUUCCUGUUUCUGCUACAUCGCCUGAUCUCUCCUUCA
Punctularia strigosozonata HHB-11173 SS5 is the source of this 992-nucleotide messenger RNA. RefSeq names its product 3-hydroxyacyl-CoA dehydrogenase. Gene Ontology annotation, molecular function: oxidoreductase activity. The transcript is spliced from 6 exons. Lineage: Eukaryota; Fungi; Basidiomycota; Agaricomycetes; Corticiales; Punctulariaceae. Bases 28 to 864 code for a protein of 278 amino acids. The record is from RefSeq and is a predicted model, not a curated record.